Caenorhabditis bovis is the source of this 276-nucleotide messenger RNA. Lineage: Eukaryota; Metazoa; Nematoda; Chromadorea; Rhabditida; Rhabditidae. The record is from the annotation of a GenBank genome assembly.
AUGGCAGCGAAUAGUACAAUAGAGAAUAAUGCAACAAUCACAUUGGACAAAACGCAUAACGAGGGCGGCACAAAUUUGAGCGGCGGAGCGAUCGCUGGAAUUGUUAUUGCUUGUGUGGUUGGCACAUUUCUUUUGGCAAUCUCUGGCUUCUUCAUCUUCCGAUACGUUCGUGAUCGCAGGAAAAAUCACGGUGAAUAUCGUCCACAGUUCGAAGAGCAGCACCACGCGAAAGACUUACCAUAUAUUCAACCUCCAAAUAUUGAAGGACUUAUUUAA